AAACAAACAAGUUCUCUACCUAUAUGUUAGGCAGGUGCAUUGAGAACAGUUUAGUUUCUCAGAAAUUUAUUUUCUUAAAUAUCAUUAAGAAAAGAACUGUAUUGCACGUUGUUAGAUAUCACAGACCAGCACAAUGAAUCUUCUAAGUUUCCUCGUUAUCGGGACGCUGCUGGUUAGCACCUGGUCUCUUCCUCCCACAAGUUUUCCAUUGCAAACAGUUUCUUGUAAUGACACCGAUGUGGAAAGUGCUGCUGCUUCAGCUUUGCAGAGUAUCAACAAAGAACGAGAGGAAGGCAACGUUCUUAGCCUCUUCCGCAUUGAUGCUGUCCAAAAGCAGCACUGGAGAAGGGGGACUGUCUUCUACCUUGCCUUUAAUGUUAUAGACACAGAAUGCCACGUCCUUAGCAGGAAGGAUUAUAAGGAAUGUGAAGUCAGAUAUUUACAUGAAGCAGUUUAUGGAGUUUGCAAAGCCAUGAUAUAUGUUAGACAAGGAAGAAGUGGUGACCUACUCAGCUAUAACUGUACUUUAAGUCCAGUUGCAAGAAGAAAGAUUGCUUCAAUUUGUCCAGAUUGCCCACCUAGUGACUCCUUAGACAAGCCAAUAUACACUGAAAUUGCAAAACUGUCCCUUUUAAAAUACAACCGGGAAAGCAACAACAGUAAAAUAUUUGCCCUUAAAAACAUCACAAGGACUUCUAUGCAGUCUUUGUUUGGAACUUUUUAUUUUGUCGAGUUCACUGUCUAUGAGACUGGGUGUACUAAGGAUAACCUUCUUGAAGGUGACAUCUGUGAGAUUGUCGACCCAUUUAAGCGCUACGGUUACUGCAAGGGUUCAAAAAUUUCAACUGCAAAAGACCCCAUUGUUUCCGCAUUGUGUACAAUUUAUGAACCAGAGGACAGAUCAGAGCAUUUUCACAGACUUACCCAUGAUCACUCACAUGGGCAUGAAAAGAGACAUGGGAAGAAGCAGAGAUGUGGACAAGGGCAUGCACAAGAACAUGGUCAGAAACAUGCCCCUGAUCACUCACAAAGGCACAAACAGGAACAUGGUCAGAAACAUGCCCCUGAUCACUCACAAGGGCAUGGACAGGGACGUGGUCAGAAACAUGCCCAUGGUCACUCACAAGGACAUGGUCAGAGACAUGCCCAUGGUCACUCAGAAGGGCACAAACAGGAACAUGGUCAUGGACAUGCCCAUGGUCAGUCACAAGGACAUGGAUUGAGCCAUGGAUGUGAUGAAGGACUUGUUGAGGAAGGACUCAUUGCGGAAAGCAUCCAAGAGAGUCAUAAUGACUCUUUGGAAGGUCAUGGCUUUCAUGCCUACCCUAGACGCCCAGUAGGAUCUGUGAUUGUUCUUCCUCAGAGUACUAACCAGGUGGAUCUUCCAGAUCCUGUUCUCAGUCUCCCUGAAAUCACCGGGCCUUGGAUUUCCAAUGCGGCCAUCCUUCCAUUCCCUGAUAAAUCUUCUCCACAAUGCCCUGCGGAACCAAAGCUUCCACAGCUGUGGGUUCUAGAUCUAUUAAAACCUAUCAAAUGAUAAUGUUGCUGUCACCCCGGCCCAUUAAAAAAAAGAAUACUAGAAUUGAAAUGCUAGACCAUCAUUUUUGUUUUUACGUUUUAAUUAAAUGUUAUUAGCACAAGUUGAAAUACAAUGGAUCAUUUCAUUAACUACUAUAAAUACAGUUGUGAACAUCCAUCUGAAUUAAAACAUACAAUGGGCUUAAUAAAUCAAGUAUAUGUGCUCCGUUCUUAAUUGUCUUCACAAAAUAAAACAAUAAAAAAAAUUUGUGUUUUGCUGAACACUUUUUUUAAGCGUAUCUACACCCUGCUCCAUCUGCCUUUACUCAGAUUGUUCACAAUCAUUGUCUUUUUUGAAUGCCAGGGAUACAUUUUCAUUGGCUCGUUUUAUUCUAUUAAAAUGUAUCACAACUUUUA
Messenger RNA from Polyodon spathula (Mississippi paddlefish), 1935 nucleotides. RefSeq names its product fetuin-B-like. Gene Ontology annotation, cellular component: extracellular region. Bases 134 to 1537 code for a protein of 467 amino acids. Lineage: Eukaryota; Metazoa; Chordata; Actinopteri; Acipenseriformes; Polyodontidae. Gene Ontology annotation, biological process: binding of sperm to zona pellucida; negative regulation of endopeptidase activity. The record is from RefSeq and is a predicted model, not a curated record. Gene Ontology annotation, molecular function: cysteine-type endopeptidase inhibitor activity; metalloendopeptidase inhibitor activity. The transcript has 7 exons.